Messenger RNA from Olea europaea var. sylvestris, 1141 nucleotides. RefSeq names its product serine/threonine-protein kinase tricorner-like. The transcript has 6 exons. Lineage: Eukaryota; Viridiplantae; Streptophyta; Magnoliopsida; Lamiales; Oleaceae. Gene Ontology annotation, biological process: peptidyl-serine phosphorylation; intracellular signal transduction. Gene Ontology annotation, molecular function: protein serine/threonine kinase activity; ATP binding. The annotation marks the transcript as partial. The record is from RefSeq and is a predicted model, not a curated record.
UUCUUCUCCAACUAACCUUUCUCUAUCUAGAAAAUUUGGGUGUAAAAAUCCACUGUACUAUUCUCUCUUACUGGAAUGCACAAUCUCUCUUCUAUAUAUGAAUGUAUAUAUAGCACAGAAUUGACUUAAUAAUCCCUUCCAUCUCUCUCUGUCUACUUUCUGGAUUAGGACCUGAAAUUCAAAGAUUUCAUUCUGUAGCUAAUGUAUUGAACUCCCCGUAGAAGGGAGAUAAAUAUUUACACAUUAGAUUUGUAGGACUGGGAAAAGGGUAAGCUAGAUGGACAUUGCUAGGCGUUGGUUUGGCAAAUUACGUCUGAAAGAGAAACAUAAACCAUCAAGUAAGAAGGAAUCUACACCUACUGGAAAAGAAGGGUCAAAAUCACCUUUGAAUGAGGAAAUACCUUCUGCUGCAACUAAGCAGAAGGUUGAGGCUGCUAAGCAGUACAUAGAAAAGCAUUACAAGGAGCAGAUGAGGAGCCUGCAGGAACGGAAGGAGCGGCUUGAAUGGCUUGCUAUGAUGCAGGUUAGAAUUUGUCGGGAGAAGUCAACCGGGAAUAUUUAUGCCAUGAAAAAGCUCAAGAAGUCGGAAAUGCUUCGUAGGGGUCAGGUUGAGCAUGUUAAAGCAGAAAGGAAUCUACUGGCUGAAGUUGACAGCAACUGCAUUGUCAAACUCUAUUGUUCUUUCCAAGAUGAGGAGUAUCUUUAUCUAAUAAUGGAAUAUCUCCCUGGUGGAGAUAUGAUGACUUUGUUGAUGCGUAAGGAUACAUUAACUGAAGACGAAGCCAGAUUUUAUGUUGGAGAAACUGUACUCGCUAUUGAAUCUAUUCACAAACAUAAUUAUGUUCAUAGAGAUAUCAAGCCUGAUAACUUGCUUCUUGAUAGAAAUGGGCACAUGAAAUUGUCAGAUUUCGGAUUAUGUAAACCAUUGGACUGCAGCAAUAUAAAUGAAAAGGAUUUUUCAGUAGGAAAUAACUAUAGUGGGGCUCUUCAAAGUGAUGGGCGGCCUGCAAAACCAAAGCGCACUCAGCAGGAGCAACUGCAGCACUGGCAAAGGAACAGGAGGAUGCUUGCCUAUUCGACUGUUGGUACACCUGAUUAUAUUGCUCCAGAAGUUUUGCUGAAGAGAGGAUAUGGAAUGGAA